This is a messenger RNA of Paramuricea clavata, 6465 nucleotides long. The record is from the annotation of a GenBank genome assembly. Lineage: Eukaryota; Metazoa; Cnidaria; Anthozoa; Malacalcyonacea; Plexauridae.
UAAAAGUGGAAACAUUAUACAAAAAUAAUUCAAGAUGGCGUACUUUCCAGAAGAAUGGCAAGACGACAACCGCAUGAAUUUUAUGUUUUCUGCCUUUCCUGAGAACAGAAAUGUCAACCCUAAACAUUGGGACAGCAAACUUCAGUUUUGGACAAGUGCCAUUGUUGAAAGUUGUGACUCACUUGAUGAACUAUGCUUUGAUAUAAACGUUUUGAAAUCAAGGUUUUGCAGAAGAGGAGUGACGCCACUCGGUCUAAGUACAGUACUAAAAGAAAUGUUAAAUAGCGGAGAGAUUGUUCGCACGAGUGACUUUUUAGACUCUGUUUAUGAUACUUGGAGUGAAUGGUCGUACGGAAUGGCGAAAAAGUCUCUGUGGUGGACUGUAGGAAAAGUUUGGCAAAAUAAUGAAAUCGAAGUCUCGCUUGUACUUCUUUCCUCUGUGAAAGUACGAAGCUUAUUAAAAUAGGGAAUGAAUUUGUCUGAAAUUAGUGAGAUCAUAAGGAUGGGUUAGGAUUAGUUUUAGGAUUGCAGGGAUUACGGAUUAGUUUUAGGGUGGAAAACGCUGGAUUUAUUAUUUGUAAAAAUUUUCAGUAAAUAUUUUCCUAAACUUAUCAAAAUUUUUCCUACAACUAUUACUUUCCAAUCCGAGACACUCAAAUAUUUUCAAAAUUUGCCCGACCAAAUUGUAUGAAUAUACCCGACGAGAUAGAGACUGAGAGGGGGUGUCACCCCCCCCCCCCCAAGUUUUGCCCCUUAAUACCAGUGUGGAAAGUUUGUACUGUGCACCCGAGAUGUGCAAUUUUGAUGAUUUCUAUAUAUUUACUAUUAAAUUUUCGAAAUCUCAGCCACACAAUUUUCAAAUUUUCCAGUCAGGCCUGAGUAUAUUUAGUUGAAGACUCAAAGUUUAUCAAAAUUAGUCUCUUUUGAAAACAUUCAGAAAUCAUUGCACAUUCAUUAUAAAAUCAUAAAAUCAAUGGAGUGAAUAUCUAAUUGGUCUAGAAGAAUUUUUCCUUAGCCCUUGGGGAACAGAAGUAUGUUUGCCAACAUAGAGGAAAUGAGUAAAAAUGCAUGCACAAAUUAGGCCACCACAGGUUUUCAUGAGCAUGUAAUAAAUGGGUAAAUCAAUAUGGUAAACUAGAAAGCUGCUAGAAUAGAUCUAACUUUCCUUACAUGAAUCAUAUACACCAUAUCAUUGUUAGGUAGUUUUAGGUUUCACAGAAUUGGCAGUAAUUAUAAGUGGCAAUGAUAUUCUAUACAAGUAUCUAUAAUUAUGCCAAAAUCCAAUAGCACUUCAUUUCUCAAAUAUAACAGUAUGCAAAAUUUUGUCACACCUAUUAUUUCAGAAAAAGGCUGAGAAAGUGCUAUCUUGUCAUUAUCAGUCAGUUAAACAUUCAAUAACUGACAAUAUUGUGCCAGAGAAGGUGUUAAAAGCCAGGCUGAAAGCAAGCAAUGUUGAAUUAUCUCAGCAAGAAUUUGAGAUUGUUAUUUGUCAGUUGAGAAAAGAGAGAUUGGUUUCAGUUCAUCUCUUAGAAAACGGAGAGAAGGUAUAGUCAUACAUGCUAUAUUGCACAUGUACAAUUAAAAAGUAAUGGUUUGAAUUACCAAGUUUUAUUUUCAUAGGUGUUCAAGUUUGCUAAUAAAAACGAAAGCAAAGUGGUCGCAAUUUCAGAAACAGAUGUGAAUAUUUUGAGGUGAAAAAUACCUUACAAUCAAUUUAUACUUAUCCAUAGGUUGCUAAUACAUCAGUGCAGACCACUUCCAGUGAGAAAGAGCCAUAAGCAUGAAAAGAGGCUACAUAGUUAUUAUCACGACCUACGGUUAGCUUCAUAGUUUCAUUAUAUUACUCAUAUUCGUUUCAGUCAACGAAACAACAGGUGGCGGUCAAUAGGAACAAGCAAAAGUCUUCUCUCUCUCUCUGAUAACUGCUGGUUGAAUGUAGUAUGAUAUUGCAAAGUGUCACCCAUUUAUUCACUAGUGGAAUUGCUAAUCCUUAUUUAUUAUACCCAUUCAUCGAUAAUUGCUCAAAACAUAUCUCUUUAGACUAAAGAAAGCCGAAGCAACAAUUCAGCUGCAAAUAAGAAAAUUGCAAAACGAUGUCGAUGAGUAAGUGGUACUCAACCAUCAACAUUACUGUAUAUAAACUUAUUCUUUGUCUGUCUGAAACUGCCAUGUUAAUUUUCUUCAACAUUUCAGGUUACAGGGCAUUGUUGUGGCAUCAGUUAAACAAGGACUUAGAAAUAAGGUUAAUACUGACUCUGUUUUCUACUCUUCUUAACAACAAAGGGUUGAAGUUCAGCAUAAUAGUUUACACCCUGGCCAAACUAGUAAACAUGUUUCCCAGAAACUUCAUUUGCUAGCCAUGUUUCCCGAAGGUGGUCGAAGUAGGAAACACUGUUUCCACAACAAAAACUUCUACGUCUAAAACUGACAUCUAAAGUUGUUGGGAAAUAUUUCUGUUUAAUGUGAGAAACAAAUUUUGUUUCAGAAAAGCAAUCGAGGAAAUAGUUGUCAGAUGUUUUUGCAUAAAUGUCUCCUAGUUUGGCUUCAUGACAUCCAUAUAAACUUGAGUUAAAGUAUUGUUGAAUUUGUUUUUCAGGCGAAGAAGAUAUUAAGUCAGAAACACAUGAUGUCAAAAACACUGGAUAAAAAGGAAUCGUUAUUGUUGAAUACACAAGAUAUACUUCGCCGAAUACAGGAUGCCCAUUCAGAUGUGAAUGUGAGUUCCACAAACUCUUUGGUCCAGCACAAUCUCUGGAUGAGAGUCAGUGUGAAAAGCAUUGUCAAGUCAUACCAGUGGCAUAGGAAUGGGGCAAAUGCUCUCCCCCCCCCCCAAAUGUAAAAGGUGCCCUUAACGUAGCUUUUUGACUCGUACCCAGUUGUCAAAGCUAUAAAUUAUACAUUAUGAAUACAUGUAGAUGGAACGCCUGAAAUUCUAGCCUCAUCAUUUGCAUCAUGCACCAAUCCUCAUUAAAGGACUGGGUAUGAGUCAGCACAAGUCUUCCCUUCACAGUUAAGGUUACAGGACACCCUUUUUGGCGUUUUGCGGAAAAUCGCUACUGCGCGCUCAAUAUCAGUCCGAUUUUCAUCAAAUUUUCACCAAAUGUUCUCCAGUGCAUGUAAAAUAUGAUAAAGUUGUAAAAUUAACAAACAAUAAAAUAAUGUAGGAAUUAUUCAGGUAAAUCUUAAGUCGCGGUACCUUUACGCUUUUGAGUUAUGCUCCUGCUGGUUUUAAGUUAUAUUUAUGAAAAUAUCAUUUUUAUACAGUAAAAUAGUUGUUCUAAAAAAUUGUGUUCAGAAAUUUUUGUUUAUUUCGUCAUUCCGCUGAUAUGGCGAUUUCUUUGACGACUGCAAUAUAUUUCUGAAUUGUUCGAGAGAAUUGCUCUUUAUUUUUAAAAUAUCCAAAAUUUAAAAAAAGCCGAACACAAUUUUGAAGCUGACGUAUUUAGCUAUGUCCUGUGAAAAUUUGAAAAAAAUUGGUUAAAACCCGCAGGAGCACAACUCAUUUGAAAAUCAGUAAUUACCUGACUAGAACUAGUCUAAUGCCUUCAUCGAAACCAAUAAAAAAAUUUUAGGCAAAAUUAACACUCAAAGGUGUUCUGUAACCUUAAACAUAUUUUUGAACCGGGAACACAUCAGGGCGCAUUACUGCUUAUUGGGUAAAAAAUUGUAUUAUUGUCAUUUAUUAUUUAGGUUAUAGAAGCGCUAAAAGCCGGAGCACAAGUGUUUAAAACAAUUUCGCAAGAAUCUGGUUUAACAAUCGAUAAUGUGGAGAAAAUAAUGGGUGAAGUUGAAGAUGUAUGUAUUUAUCACGAUAAACUUCAAUGAUGUACUGUAUCAAUCUUAGUAAUCAUUGUUGCAGAAACAUUUGAAAGUUUCCAUGAAAGUUUCCCCCUGUUUGCCUGCCCAUGAAAACAUUGUUUCAGAAAGCAAAGUUGUUUCCUAAAUGCGGAAACAAUGUUUCCUGCGUUCAUGGUUUCCCACCUUCAUGAUUUGCUUACCUUUUCAGACAUGGCUAUAGGAAAUAAAGUUUCGGCAACAUUGUUAUUUGGUUUUAUCAAAGCAUUAGUUCUAAUUGUCUUAGAGCGCAUUUCAAAUAAAACGCUUGCUUUGCAGACUAAUUAUUCUUAUCACUUAUGGCUGCCUAUUUUUUUUAGGUAAUGGACGAAACAGCUGAAAUUGAUCGCACAAUAAGCGAAGGUACUAUGAAAUAACUUGUUCAAUGCCGAGUUGUUAGUUUAGGCAGUAAAUGCAGCAAAUACUAAAUAUAACGUGUUCCAGGUUCCAAAUCAAUUGCAGCGUCGUCUGGCGUAGCAGAAGAUUAUAUGGAAGACUUGGAAAAAGAGCUUGAAGAUCUUAUGAAGGACGAAAGCACUGCGGGUAUGUUUGACGUUAAAAACCUUGUCUGGUCACUAUUCAGUGAUCAGAAUGUUGUGUUUGUUUUGUUUUUACAUUCGUAAAUGGUCAAUGUUUUGCAUACAUAUUUACACGUAAAAGAUCGACGUUUUGAAACUGUUGUCCAUGCCAUCCAGUGACUCAUUGUUUUUGACUUAUUUUAGCAUUUAUGCCAAGGACCUACAUUCACAUUUUCAGAUAUUAAACUCGCGUUCCAAUUUCAUAAAAAUGCAACCAUAAAAAUGGAACAAAGUUAAAUUAGAUGUGUUCUAUGUUGACUUGGUGCAUAGUGGAAACUUAGAGAACUCCCUUACGUUUUCAACUUUGUACAUUUGUUAGUCGUAAACAUAUAUGAUACUAUAUACAUUUGGUUAUACAGUAGCAGCCUCUCUGAAUUGAACAAUUGCGUUUUUUAGCAACCGAAAUUCGCGGUCCUGCUGAUGCAAAAGAAGAUCUGGUGUCAAAACUCCCCGACAUACCAAGCUUCAGUCCGGGCAGAGAGGAAAAAGUAACAAGAACAGCGUUAACAAGCUGAAAACCCAAAUUAAAACUAUUUAACCCUAUGCCGCCACUAAACAUAUUUACCAGAUUAGAAUUCAAACAUCUCAUCGCAAAAUGAUGUUUAUAAUUUUAUAUGAUCCCUUGUACUAAAGAAUAGUUGAUACAGUAUAUAACAAAGGUAAACCUGGUGAUGGAAGAAAGCAUCAAAACGUAACAGAAUCUGAUGCAAAAUUUCGUGUCAUGUUGCAAAAAUGACUAAUUAUUUUAAUUAUAAGAAUGCGCGAAAAAAUCUACUAUUGACAUGCAAAUACUUCAAUGACGUAACUAAUAAGCUCAUGGGAUGUGUGAUGAAAUUAAUAAAUCGUCCACAAGACUCUAACUACAAUUGUAAUACCAAUUCUUUGCAAAAUAUUAUAUUUAUUCUAUAUAAACAAGAGUGGAAUGAUUUUAUGUAAAAAUUAAUACAAAUUAUAGUGGCCGUCAAUAUUUUCUCAGAUGAAACACACAUACAAUGCAAUCCCUUUGAGUUACAAUCUUAUCAUGCAUGGACAAUGUCCCAGAUUUUGACAGAACAAUCAGCAGCUGUUGUCGCUAGCUGGUUAUCAGUCAACCAAGAAACACCUACGACGCUACUAAGACGAUGUGCACCUAAAGUGGAUACAGAACAGAGUUUAGUUUACCAUAGCAGGAAAUAAUAUUUUUGUUGCUGAGAUCCUGAGUUGUUAAAGAUUUCUGCCGAGCUGGUACUGGUUAUUGCCGCGCUAGUACAAACUGAGUACUCGGCGUAUACUUAUGGUCAUUAAAAUAAGGUUCGUACAGGUUUCUGAAAAGUACUUCAGAUUACGAGUAGAAAAAGAAGCACGAUUACAUAUACAUAAUUCGCUGCACCGAAAGGGCCGCGAUUCCUGCCAGAGGGUCUAUAUAGUUGCAUUUUUCGCAGCUGUUCCAAAUUGCUUGCAAUCUUUCGCUCGUUAUUUCCAUCUACAACAACCCCUCAUCUUUUCACCAGAACUGUUGCUUGUAAUAUCUUAGCUACUGAGGGGUGGCUGUACGUCCUUAUAAAUGCAGGAUGGUGUACCCUAGGGGCGGGGGCAACGCCGGGUUCAGCUUGACACUGAAAGAACACGGCACUCAGGCACUGGGUUGAAGUCAGUACUACUAUACACAUACCUUUAAUGACGACUUUCUUAGACGAUUCAACACUCCAAAUGAAAACGUUGGUAUCAAGCGAGCCAGAAGCGAGAUGUUGUGAAUCGGAGGUCCAACAUAGAGACGUUAUACGACUACUGUGACCGCACCAGCCCAAAGACAAUUCCUAAAAUAACAUACACCAGAAAGACGUUAAGGCGAACGAGCGCCUAACAUGCGCCUUAAAACAUGUCGAGCGUCUUUCACAAACAAGUUAAGGACAUGUUAAGUUUAUGUUAUACUUGCUUUUGGUGCAUACAUUAUUGUACAUAAAGCAGACAUGUGCAUGCAUGUCAUUGACUCUAGUGCGUGCUAGAAAAAAGCGCCUUGAAUCACGGAGAACUGUACUUGGCAAACACCUUCGGUUUCGUUACGGUUGUGAAA